This is a messenger RNA of Mercurialis annua (annual mercury), 1566 nucleotides long. RefSeq lists its product as uncharacterized. Bases 63 to 1523 code for a protein of 486 amino acids. The transcript is spliced from 8 exons. NCBI's taxonomy places the organism in Eukaryota, Viridiplantae, Streptophyta, Magnoliopsida, Malpighiales, Euphorbiaceae. The record is from RefSeq and is a predicted model, not a curated record.
GCAUUAAGCUUACAAAUAGUGUUCUUAAUUUCUUAUCUCCCUCCAAAACCAGAAAAUAAAAAAUGAGCAGCUUUCUCCACUCUCCCUCUUCCAUCUCAUUUCUCUCCUCUCUAAUUACUUACCAAAACCCCAUUAAAAUUCAUUUGCCAUCUUUAACUUCAACCACUUCAUCAUCUUCAAGAACCUUAAUCCUAGCUUGCACUACUUCAAAUCCAAACAAGAACACAAACAAUAAAAGACCCAUGUUCAAGAACCGCAAGAAAUCAUCAUAUGGCACUUCAAGAAGGUCAAUUACCAAGAAAACGUUCACCCAAGAACAAGUUAACUUCUCUGCUACUGUUGCAGAGGAUCCCCAUGUUGCAAUUAUUGGUGGAGGCAUGGCUGGUCUUGCCUGUGCUUUGAACUUGGAGAAGAGAGGGGUUAAGUCUACUGUUUUCGACACGGGAAACCAUGGUUUGGGAGGAAGAAUGGCAACUAGAGUGAUUGAUCCUCAUCCACUAGUUUUUGAUCAUGGGGCUCAGUUCUUCACAGUGAGUGAUCCUCAAUUUUCUGAGUUAGUUGAUGGUUGGUUGGACAAAGGUUUGAUUCGACAAUGGAAUGGUACGAUUGGGGAGCUUGAAGUGGGUGGCCAGUUUGUUGCGUUACCUUCCUCGACUCCAAGAUAUAUCGGUGUCAAUGGAAUGCGUCCUCUUGCUGACUCGUUACUGUCUGAGACUGCCAUGGUUAACGUGGUGAGACCUUGCUGGAUUAGUAAACUCGAACCAUUUAAUGGGAUGUGGCAUUUGAGCGAGAAUGGAGUACCCCGCGGCCAGUUUGAUGUCAUUGUUAUAGCACAUAAUGGAAAAUGUGCAAAUCGGUUGCUUUCUUCAUCAGGAUUGCCAUUAAUUGCAAGACAAAUGAAGAAGCUAGAUUUAAGCUCUAUAUGGGCCCUACUUGCAGCAUUUGAUGAUCCCCUUCCCAUCCCAAGUGGCGCACCUCCCUUCGAAGGAGCCUUUGUGAAAGGCGUCGAUGCUGUAUCAUGGAUGGGAAACAACACUAUGAAGCUAUUCUCCAAGAGUAGCAGUCCUCACUGUUGGACUUUUUUCAGUACCGCAGCUUUCGGGAAGAAGAACAAGGUCCCACAGGAAAACAUACCGACUGCAACAGGGGAGAGAGUAAAGACAACAAUGCUUGAGGGCGUUGAAGCUGCACUCGGACUAAAGCUUAAAACGCCAUUCUAUAGUCGAGUUCAACUAUGGGGUGCAGCUCUUCCGACAAACACUCCAGGCGUACCGUGCAUAUUCGAUCCCCAUGGAAGGGCUGGUAUUUGCGGAGACUGGUUGCUAGGUUCAAAUCUCGAAUCCGCAGCUUUAAGCGGCAUUGCUCUUGCUAAUCAUAUUGGUGAUUAUCUAAAAAGCGGAGGAGUUCGUCCGGAGGAAUUUGCAGUAGGUUUAAACGAAGAUUUCAAACCAUUGGAAGGCCGUGAUAUUGGACAAUUUUCAAUCUCAGCUAAAGAAAACGAACCAAGCGUUGUUAUACAUUAAUGAAACUUAAGAUUUUGAUAUUAAUAAUAAAAUUUUCCAUUCA